Messenger RNA from Cyclopterus lumpus (lumpfish), 3446 nucleotides. Its product is annotated as serine/threonine-protein kinase D3-like. Bases 612 to 2699 code for a protein of 695 amino acids. Gene Ontology annotation, molecular function: protein serine/threonine kinase activity; ATP binding. Lineage: Eukaryota; Metazoa; Chordata; Actinopteri; Perciformes; Cyclopteridae. Gene Ontology annotation, biological process: protein phosphorylation. The record is from RefSeq and is a predicted model, not a curated record. The transcript has 18 exons.
UGUGACGCAGUGGAGCCGGGAGGUGAGGGGCCUUGAAGGGGCUUCUCAUGCUAUCGGGCAUCAUGGGGGACGGCUUUAUUGGAACCUGACUCGUACUAGACGAGGAAAGUCCGUUUGACCAUUAAAAAAAACAAAAAACAUCCCCCACCUUUUUUAUGUAAGUGUAAUACCAAAUGUAACAAGACUGAUUUCUCAUCUUGGAACCCCGGGUGGGUGGAGUUUAACUUACAGUAGGUUGGCCCUUUCUCUCCCUCUAUCGUAAACGCCUUCUAUGUGGCAGGUUAAAACAAAUUAGACCCCGUCUGUGUGACUUCCGGUGAGAACGGAAACCCGGUUAGGUUCCCACACCUGCAGGCGAGGUCUUGACAACUUGAUGAUGUCAUCGCGUCGAUGGAGAAAGGUUCGUGGGGAUCGGACCCUCAACCCAAAGAAGCUCCAGUGGAAGAGCGUAGGCUCCAGACUGCAGCGUGGUCGGCGUCGGGGAGAAGGUUCUGCUGUUCAGACAUCAGUCGGCCUCCGAGCAGCUUCUGCAACGUCUGACGGACCUCGACGAGCUGCAGGACGGAGACUUCAUCGAGGUCAUCGUCGCAGGAUCAGCGUCGGUGACUGAGAUGAGGAUCCGUCCACACACACUGGUGGUCCAGUCGUACCGGAUUCCCACUUUCUGCCACCACUGUGGGGAGAUGCUGUGGGGCCUCGUCCGGCAGGGGUUAAAGUGUGACGGUUGUGGUUUGGACUUUCACAAACGAUGCGCUUUCCUGUUGCCCAACGACUGCAGCCGGGCGCGGCGGCAGGUCAGCACGAGCCUCUCGCUGUUCCCCCCCCGACGACCUCGUACGCACUCGCUGUCCAAUCAGGCGGGAGGCAGCCUGGAAGAGAUCAGCAUGUCCAAGCCGUCGUCCCGGCCCGUGUCCUGGGCGGAGCCCCCCGUCUGGCUGGGGGUCGGCUACGGGGACACGAACGGGGUCCAAGUCCCCCACACCUUCCACAUCCACAGCUACACCAAACCCACCGUGUGCCAGUGCUGCCACCGGCUGCUCAAGGGGCUCUUUAGACAAGGGCUGCAGUGCUCAGACUGCAGGUUUAACUGCCAUCGGCGCUGCGAGCUGCUGGUCCCCAGAGACUGUCCGGGAGAGAGGAGAGGCCUCAACGGGGAAGAAUGCACAGCAGCGGGUCACAGCUGCCCGGCAGACCCAGAGGACAGUGAUUCACAGACGACUCAAGAGAUCUCUGACGACGAGAUGUCCGCAGACGGGCCGCCGGAGCCAAAGGAGGACGAGCAGCCGCGAGAGCCGAUGAGUCUGUGUUUCAGCAGCUACAUCCCUCUGAUGAGGCUCGUCCAGUCGGUGCAUCACUCAAAGAAGAGAGUGGGAGGAGUCCUGAGAGAGGGGUGGCUGCUGCAUCACACCGACUGUGACACACUGAGGAAACGACAUUACUGGAUCUUGGACUGGAAGAGCAUCACUCUGUACCAGAACGAGAGCAGCACCAAGUACUACAAGGAGAUCACUCUGUCCGAGGUGCUGCAGGCCCGAGGCCCCGCCCAGCUCGCCGUGCCCCCGUUGCCGGGCAACGGCGCCCACACCUUGGAGGUGGUCACGGCCUCGCUGGUGUACUGCGUGACGGCCGGAGAGAGCGGGCCGGCCUGGGAGAGCGCCAUCCGCCGGGCUCUGAUGCCCGUGCAGAGCAGCGGCGAGGAGAGCCGGGAUGAAGAUUUGACGCUGUGCAGUGACGGCGUGGACAUCAGCUCGGUGUACCAGAUCUCCACAGACGAGGUGCUCGGCUCAGGGCAGUUCGGAGUGGUGUACAAAGGCACUCACAGGAAGUCGGGGCGGCCGGUCGCCAUCAAAGUCAUCGACAAGACGCGCUUCCCCACCAGGCAGGAGACGCAGCUGAGGAACGAAGUGGCCAUCUUGCAGAAUCUGUCCCACCUCGGCGUGGUCUUGACGGAGGGGAUGUUCGAGACGCCGGAGUACGUCUUCGUCGUCAUGGAGAUGCUCCACGGAGACAUGCUGGAGAUGAUCCUGUCCAGUGAGCGAGGCCGACUCCCUGAACGCAACACCCGCUUCCUGGUCGCGCAGAUCCUCGAGGCUCUGCGCUAUCUGCACUUCAAGCACGUGGCUCACUGCGACCUCAAGCCGGAGAACGUGCUGCUGGCCUCCGCGGACCCUUUUCCUCAGGUGAAGCUGUGCGACUUCGGCUUCGCCCGCAUCAUCGGCGAGAAGUCCUUCCGCCGCUCGGUCGUGGGCACGCCGGCCUACCUGGCGCCCGAGGUCAUCGGCAACAGCGGCUACAACCGCUCCCUGGACAUGUGGUCCGUGGGCGUCAUCAUGUACGUGAGCCUGAGCGGCACGUUCCCCUUCAACGAGGACGAGGACAUCGGGCAGCAGAUCACCAACGCCGCCUUCAUGUACCCGCGGCAGCCGUGGGCCUCCAUCUCUCUGGAGGCUGUGAGUCUCAUCAAUAACCUGCUGCAGGUGUCGGUCAGACGGAGGUUCAGCGUGGGCAAAACACUGGGACACCCCUGGCUGCAGGACUUCCAGCUGUGGUGUGACCUCCGGGAGUUCGAGCUGAGGAGGGGCGGCAGGUAUCUGACGCACAGCGGGGACGAGGAGCGCUGGACACGCUACGCCCGGGAGAAGGGCCUGGACUUCCCGUCCCACCUCGGCCGGGACCCUGACAACGACCCCGAAGCGUGACCUCUGCGUCGGGGGGGGGGGGGGGGGGGGUUAAAGGUCGGACAGCUUUGUGGCUAUCAUACAUGGACGAAACUAAUUCUUCCUCCUUGCACACGAUAGAAAAGACCACACGACGUCUGUUUAGUAAUAUACUUUUCCUUUUUUAUUCCAAGUUGAGGUUUUUUUUUUUUUUUUUUCUUCUUUUUCUCGUGGCGAAGGGACAGGAUGAGAAAACUUGGGGAGCACACGCAAAUUAAUAAGAAAUAUCACCGUCCCACAUCCCGGAGGAGUCGACCCGCACCGAUCCUCAUGGCCGACCUUGACCGGUGGGACCAGAACCCUAUUAGCUCCGCCUCUCACAAUAGGCCUGCUGUGGCCCUACGCUCAGUAUCCAUCCGUCUCAUUUUUGUCCAUAAAAAUGACACAUUUUAUAACUUCCCCGACGCCCCGCUGUCUCUCGCUGCUGAAAUAUAUACGUUCUGGAGAGAGUCGAGUGGGAUCUGUCUGUCUGUCUGUCGUCCUUCUUAAGCCCCCAUCCAGCCAUGGCCCUCUCUUUGUCUGUUUACCCAUAGUGCUUUGCUCCGAGUCGCUCUCUCUUUAAUGUUUAUCUGCUCCCUCUUUAAGAUCUUCAUGUUUCACAGUGCUGUGGUGUUUCUAUUUUAAUGUGUGUUUGAGUCUUGGACAUGUAGCACCUGACCUGUGAAUGUGAACAGGCUCCUUUUUGGGCUUUUUGUUGUGUAUGAUAAUAAAAAGAGUCCGAGACUCAGA